Molecule: messenger RNA, 1398 nt
Organism: Gamsiella multidivaricata
Lineage: Eukaryota; Fungi; Mortierellomycota; Mortierellomycetes; Mortierellales; Mortierellaceae
Exons: 1
Coding region: 268-1236 (322 amino acids)
Source: RefSeq, a predicted model, not a curated record
GAUGAUGAUGAUGAUGAUGAUGAUGAUGACAACGAUGACAAUGACGAUAACAACGAUAACGACGAUAACGAAGAAGGAGAGGAGGGCCACCACAAGAAGCACGGUCUCCAUCUCAAGUACGUCGAACACGAGCACGAUGUUGAGGUUACCUUCUGGGCUGACCGCUAUGUUCGUGAUGGUAAGCACCAUCACAAGCAUCAUCGGAAGCAUCACCGCAAGCACCCUAAACACGAUGACGAAGACGAAAACAAGGAAGCCCGCGACUACAUGUACCGUUCCCACCACCGCAAGCACCAUUACAAGCGCUUCUGUGCUCUCAUCGAUGUCGAACUUGUACUGCCAGCCAGUCAAGAUGACCACUACAAUCUUACGAUCAAUGGUGUUGUCCUGACCACCAAGGUCGACGACGUUGAGGGCGUCUCCUUUAACAAGCUUAUCCUCCGCUCUGUCGUCGGUGAGGUUAAGACAGGUGCUGUCCGAGCCAAUGUUUUGGUCGCUGAGGUCGUUACCGGUGGUGCUUCGGUCGGCUCGCUUCAGGCUGCUUUGGAGGGUAUCCCACUGUUUGCCAAGGUCAGUGCUGCGGUCGGAAACGUCCACUUGCACGCGAAGACCACCGCUGUUGUUGUCCAUGAUGGUGAUCACGAUGAUAACGACGACAACGACGACGACAACGAUGAAGACAACGAUGAAGACUUUAAGGAUAUUGGUGGGGUGGGGCAUCCAAGAACCCACCAUCUGAUCCUCCUCCAUUCGCAUGCUGGCUCGAUCGAUCUGCAUGUCACCGAGGCCUCUGACGACGGCGACGACGACGACGACAAAGAUGGCAAGUGCAGCACCAUUCCCGGAAUGCUGGCUGUUCGUGCCCGUUCCUCAACCGGCCAUGUCCACACCUCCAUUGACUUGGUUAACGGUCGCAAGUUGAGUCUUAGGUCGAGCAGCACCAACGGCAAGGCCACUGCCAAGGUCUCGGACAAGUUCUUGGGUGAGUUCGCGGUUGGUUCGUUGCUGAGAAAGGCCGAAGUGGUUGAAGCCGAGGACAGCAAGAGUGUGAUCGAGUACGGGAAGUUCACGGUCCACUCGAAGCACGGCCGAAAGUUUAUCCGCCACGACGACGACGACGACGACGAUGAUGAUGAUGAUGAUGAGGAGGAGGACGAGGAUAAGGCGGCCAAGCAUGUCUACGGCAAGAUCUUCUUGGGCAGUGCCCUUAGCGAGAGCAAGCUCGAAUUCUUCUAAGCGUAUCUAGGCUGCACGUACACAGUUGUCUCGUCUAUGAUGGAAGUGGAGUGGUUUGUGCUCAUUUGUACAGGCGAAUGAGGCCAUUCCGCAGUCCCAUGCAACUGUUUCUUAUAGCGGACAUACAAAAAAAAUUUAAAUAAAACAAAAACAUAAAAGCAC